AUGUCCUCACAUCGCUCGACAGGGAGGGGAGGGGAGGGCAUGGCUGCAGUCAACGUCCGGGGGCAAAGUGGACAGCAAAGAGCCACUGCCUUCCCCCAACCUCCUCCUUUCAUCGAAGAAAUCCGUCAAAAUGCAUCUAUUCCAGGGGUCUCUAUUGGUGUAAUACGUCUGGGCGAAGACAAGCAGCCACCGUUACAGUGGAUCUCACCCCCGAGGUAUGUCGCCAACUUGUGCUCUCCAGAGGGACAAAGUAUGUAUAUGUGCCGGCCUUCAGACACUUUUUGGCAUGGAGUAGUACUCGAAGGCGUUUCCGCCUCUGUCGGCAUCCUUAUGUACGACUUCGCUCGCAGCAAGAACUGCAUCCCACUCCCGCCUUCAGUCGCUGCAUUCGGCUGGGACACCAAAUUCCAUGAACUUCUGCCUGAAGGGCUCGGACGGUCGCUACAAGAACCCGACGGGACGUUGGACGGAUGGACGACGCACAGGGCCAGUAUCCGCGAUGUGCUCGGGCACGCCUCGGUUCUCCAGCGGCACGACUUCGCGUCGGCGUAUGAGCUGCGCGAGAAGUGGUCGUACAACGACCAGAUGUACAUGCUCGGCGUGCAGCUCGUCGCGCAGUACUCUGGCAUGUCAUACGCCGACUUUCUCUCCACGCGCAUCUUUGGCCGGCUCCACAUGGACGACACGACCGUCUGGCCGUCCUCACGGCUCGCGCACUCGUGGAACAAGGACGGUCGUCGGAUUCUUUUCUGGUUCAAUUCGAACUCGAGGCGUCAUCUCAAGCGCGCGGAGGACAUGAUUAAGUGGCUGGCGGUGUGGCUGAACAAGGGCGUCGACCCCGUCUCGAACCGGACGCUCUUCCCGGAAGGUGUGUACGAGGCGACGACAACUGCACGGUGGAUCGCGAAAGGACAGCCAAGUGCGCCCCUUGGUGCGAGCAUCCUCGGAUACGGCAUGGGCUGGGAGAGGUGGUCGUAUGGCAGCGUCGACGUUGUUGAGCAUGGUGGUGCCAUCCCUGGGUUCUCCCUCCUCACUGGGUUCUCUCCCGAAAACAACAUCCCAGUCGCCACGCGCAUGAUCUUGAAACGGACGUUUGACGAUCAUUCAGCGACGAGCCCGUCGCCUUGUCGGACCCAUGCCCCGAAGAAUAUGUCCACCGCCCCUCCGUCGCUCAGCAUCGCGCGCUAUGCCGGCUUGUGCGCCUCCCCCGGCUACGCGCCCAUCGCACUCUGCAACGCCUACGUGUGGGCGACGCACGUGCGGAUGGAGCACGCAGACGGCGACGCUUUCGACACGACGUUCACCACCAUCCUCCCGGCGGGCUACGGGCGCAACACCAGGGCGUUCGAGUUCUCCGAGACGGGCGAAUCCGGUGGGCCGGCGGAGUUCAACGUCCGGGAUGGAGAGGUGGUCGGGUUUUCGCUCGUCACGGACUGGGCGGCGGACGCGGUGGCCGUUGGCCGAGACGUGGAAGAGGAGCCCGCGGUGUGGUUGUGUCGGCCCGGUGUCGAGGGUCAAUGA
This is a messenger RNA of Epithele typhae, 1521 nucleotides long. Its product is annotated as beta-lactamase/transpeptidase-like protein. NCBI's taxonomy places the organism in Eukaryota, Fungi, Basidiomycota, Agaricomycetes, Polyporales, Epitheliaceae. The record is from RefSeq and is a predicted model, not a curated record. The coding region runs from base 1 to 1521 and encodes 506 amino acids. The transcript has 11 exons.